AUGGAAAACGGCAGUGGCGUCAAUGGACAUGGCUAUACGAGCCUGCCUGGCGGGCAGCCAUAUACGAACGGAUUCCAUGAGCCAACGGCUGAGGAUCUCGAGCGUGAGCUACCUGUCGUGAUGGAUGGCCAGGUUCCCUUGCAGGAGUUGGUCUCGAGGACAGUACAAGCGAUCUAUGCCCAACUGUCAGAACUGUCAGAAACUCUACCAAACAUGUCAGACACUGCGCGAAAGCGGACGCUAGCGGAUUGGGUUGUACAAACCAAGAAACAGGUGGUUAAGCUGUAUGCAGUCGUGAAAUGGGCGCGAGACGCAGACGUCGUGCAGAAAGCGAUGAAUGUAACAGCUUUUCUCAUGGACCAGAACCGCCAAUUUGAAGACGCAAUUAAUGGGCUCAAGUAUGCAAGGGACAGCCUUGAUCCUGCGAGAUUGCGAAACCACGACUUGCUUACCUCUCUAGAUGUCUUGACGAGUGGGUCGUACAGGCGACUACCAACAGCCAUUAAGAAAAUCAUUGUUCCACCAAUACCAUUGUCUGAUGAGGAGGUGGCGAGGACAUUAGCUGAUGUCGAGGACUCGAUCCGGUUCCGGCUCAGAAUGACCGAAAUUAUUCCACGAGAAAUGUCAAAAUAUCGCAUAUCCGACGGACGCGUUUGUUUUCUCGCGCCGAAACUGUUCGAGGCUUCUCUGUGCGUCAGAGGAGCGCAGAAGGACGAUGGCUGGUUCUUCGUGAAUGUUGAAUUCCUCUUCACAGUCGGUGGGGACCGCACUGGCGUGCAAGAGUUCCCCCGCAAGCCCACGGGGCUGUUAAAAAGACACAUUACCGACGAGGCAGAUGCACGUCUCGCAUUCUACCUCCCUCUACCGCCCGAUCAUAUACCCCCACCGGAUGUCGAGAUACCCCCACGACCGCAUUUACCUCAAGGUGUAAUGGAUGCUCCACUUGUUCGUGUUUUCAACUUCCUUCAAAUGAUGUCUUUGUCGUACCAGCUUGAGAUUUUGUGGUACCAGACAGAGCGGUUGCGCUCACUCGGCUGGGCGGACUUUUUGUCAGUCAUGAUGACCAACAAUCGUCAAACGUUGACCAUAUCAUACUGGGUACGACAUCCUCCAGCAAUUGUGCCUGGAAGGCCUCCGCCACGGUCAAAGCUCCCCCCUCUCGGUGGUAAAUUAACAAUAUCCAUCGUGCGCGUGGAGCCUUCCCCGAAGAACAAGGCGAAUCGUUCGCCAAAGGACCGUGUGCUCGCCGAACUGCAGGAGAAAUCAAAACUGCAAGGCGCGCGUCCGUCUGAUGAGGUCGAACCUCUCCGCUUUGAGGUCAAAUGGGAGCCGCAGAAGGAGGCGCUGGGUGUCGAUGUCCCGCCACAGGACAUACGACUUCCACUGCGUGAGCUUGUCGUAGAUCCAGAUAACCUGGACAUAGAGGCGCUGUUGCGCAAAGUCAUCACCAAGCAUAUAGAAGAGAUCUUGAAAGUCAUCAAGGCUCAACUACAACACGGAUCAACCACCCGCAGCGGGAUCCAUGCGCUGCGUACACAUCUAUGUGCGGAUGAGGUCGUCGUCGUUACUAUCGAUCCCAGAACAGGACGCUUGAACUUGCGGGAUACUGGCGACCUCGCGGCUGCGGGCCGAGGGCGACGCUACGCGCAACUCACCGACAGGUUGAACGAAAACCCUGGCUUCUUGCCAGACGCUUUCGUGAGGCUCAAGUUCGGGACAAUUGUGGACUUGGCAGAACAAAAGGCCAGCUAUCUCGGUCUGCAGAGCUAUCGUACUCGCAAUUUCUCUCCAGAAGAACGCGCCAAGCUCGGAUCCCCCGCGUGGUCGAUGCUUUACAUUCAGCUCGCAAAGUAUCCUUCCCACUAUCUUGUUUUAGUCAUCACCGAAGAGGACUUCCGCUACGCUCUCAUUUCGGUCGAGGUGGUCCGCGACUCCGUGUUACACGACAUGGUCAUGAAAGAUAUCGGGUGGCUCGAUGUGCGGCGGGUACAUGGCGAUGAGAUUGUCGUCAAGGACCAUGCAGUUGGCGUGGACCCCAAAGUGGGCCAAAAGCGGAAGCGCGAUAUCGUCGAGAGUAUGGAACAUGUGGAUAUUGGGGAGCAGUAUACCCCUCGGUUCAAUCUUGAGACUCAAGUUCUUCGGGAGUUGUAUGCGUAUUGCUGCGCGCGAGUGGCGUACUACAAGAUUGAACAACAGUUCAAGCUCCGCAACAUUCCGUACACUGCCGUGAACUCUACGAAUGUCGCUCACAUACCUGAGCUCGGGCACCUCCAGUCAUCGAUCGCUCGCUCAAUUCCGGCGCUCUGCGUUCAAUCCUUGGAUCUGCUGCAAGGUGCUCCGGCUGCAGAAGCCGCCAUGCCCAAUAUUCGCGUCAUUCCUUUGAAUUGGUGGUCAGAACAACAAGCACAAGUCGUCACAUGUGUGAAGCUCAAGUAUGUGCAGCAGCCAGUCGGCAAGAGAGCUGGUAGUAGUAACGUCAUACGACCAUCCAAGCGCAUCAUCUAUGACAAGGCGGAGGCGAUCGUUUCCUUCUUGUCGGAAGACGUUGACAAAUGUGUGGAUGAGUUCUCUGAAGAAUGGGCACGCGUCUCAAAAAUGGUAGUCAUUGCAAGAGAAGUGGCCCAGAUGUCGCGACACAAUCACUGGACAGACGUGCGCCUGCUCUCUUUCGAUCUCCAAACAGUUGAGUUUGCGUACGCGGGUGGUUACACGCUAUCCAUCAACUGUACCGACCAACUCUCCCCUACUGGCGGUUCGUAUAACCUCUUCUUUUCGCGCAUCUGUGAUGAGCAAAGAGAGGAGCAAGGUCAAGACGACGACGAUCUGUACAACCCUCAUGAAGAAAUAGAAUCAUAUCUACAUGAUUCGCUGCGGCAUGGCCCACUGGCGCAGCGGCUACAAAGACUGGUUCGCUUCUUGAGGGAUACGCUACCCGUCGUCGUGGAGUUGGAGGACAUACGCUCAACGGCUUUCAAGACUGGACAGAAUAUCGAUGUGUUCCCGAAGGCGGCCGGUUGUCCUUCGGAUGAUCAUAACGAGGCGCCACCUUUUAGACAUGCCCUCGACUUCCGAUUAAUGUCUGGGGCUCGCAUCAUCAUUCUCGAUGGCUCUCAUUCACUCUUCCUCGCCGACGGGCAGGCCCCGUUGUCCAACUCUCCGCAGAAGCUACCGUCGGUAUUCCAUGCGAAGAAGUCUCGGGGCUCCGAGAGCGGUUCUCUUCUGCAGCCAAUUCCUGACUUUGCUAUGAUGGUCGUCGACGCUGUCAAAGACGUCACGUCCAAGGGCACGCAUGGUCAGAUCGCUCCUAUCGACAUGGGGGUCAUUUGUGAUGGGUCUGUCGUCAAGGUUGUAGCGAGGGCGAUUCAUGAGCGAAUUCUUCGACGAAUAAAGCCUCCAGAUCAUGGGAAGUAA
Molecule: messenger RNA, 3411 nt
Organism: Postia placenta MAD-698-R-SB12
Lineage: Eukaryota; Fungi; Basidiomycota; Agaricomycetes; Polyporales; Adustoporiaceae
Exons: 19
Coding region: 1-3411 (1136 amino acids)
Biological process (GO): regulation of transcription by RNA polymerase II
Cellular component (GO): core mediator complex; mediator complex
Molecular function (GO): transcription coregulator activity
Source: RefSeq, a predicted model, not a curated record